ACAAGGUACAAGACCAAGACAUGCCAUGUCCGUCCGUCCGAUUUUUAGAUAGGCUAUCUCAUUUUGGCCUAGUCAUUUAUAUUUAUUUAAUUCCGUUUUCUUAAUCUUAUGAUGUACUGAACACCACCCACAAGAAAUGGAUAAAUCAAGUUUGACCACUCCAAAACCUCUACCUAAGAAGAAGUUUUACAGGCAAAGAGCUCAUUCCAAUCCUAUAGCAGAUCAUUGUUUUGACUAUCCAGCUACUCCAGAUGACAUGGAUUGGUCAACAUUGUACCCACAUUUCUUCCAUUCAGAUGACAAAGAGAACAACCAAGUCAAGAGAGUUGAAUUUGCUGACAUUGGCUGUGGCUACGGUGGACUCCUCGUGACUCUAUCCCUUAUGUUCCCUGAGACACUGAUGUUAGGGAUGGAGAUCCGUGUCAAAGUUUCUGACUAUGUGAUGGAUCGUAUUGAAGCACUCCGCUCCCAGAACCCUGGCCAGUAUCAGAACAUAGCCUGCAUUAGAACAAACGCCAUGAAGUAUCUUCCAAACUACUUCUACAAAGGACAGUUAAAGAAGAUGUUUUUCCUUUACCCGGAUCCACAUUUCAAGAGAGCUAAGCACAAGUGGCGGAUUAUUAACACUCCUUUACUAGCAGAAUAUGCUUAUGUUUUAGCAGAAGGAGGGAGGUUGUACACAGUGACAGAUGUGCCCGACCUUCAUCAAUGGAACGUCAAACAUCUGCGAGAACAUCCUUUGUUUUCUGAGCUUUCACAAAAACAACUUGAUGAAGACCCCGUGGUGUCUAAACUGCUGGAUAGCUCUGAAGAAGGCAAGAAGGUUUCUAGGAACUACGGAGUAAAAUUUUUAGCAGCCUUUGAGAGAAUUCCAGAUCCAAACAUAAGGCGAGAAAAGAUUUUGAAAAUUGUUGAACUUUUGAAGAGAAGGGUUUGGGCAUUAGAAAACAGUUUUGACUUGGGAAAGUGAUGACCUCCCAAUAAAGGACCACUUUGACGUCCUCCCUGGGCUCAAGGACAGUGAAAUAGCACAUAUGUCAAGAAAAGAAGACGGAUCAAGAUAGCAUUUACCAAUUACCAACUAGCAAAAUAUUCUAAAAGAGGAAUCACUGAUGUUUCCUCAAAUUAGGGGGAGACAAGCACAUUUAUAUUUCAUAAUACGGUACUAAAAAGAAGCUUAAACUUGGAUCCUAUAUUAUACAGUUUUAUAUCA
Messenger RNA from Macrosteles quadrilineatus (aster leafhopper), 1213 nucleotides. Its product is annotated as tRNA (guanine-N(7)-)-methyltransferase. Gene Ontology annotation, cellular component: tRNA methyltransferase complex. Gene Ontology annotation, biological process: RNA (guanine-N7)-methylation; tRNA methylation. Lineage: Eukaryota; Metazoa; Arthropoda; Insecta; Hemiptera; Cicadellidae. The coding region runs from base 137 to 970 and encodes 277 amino acids. Gene Ontology annotation, molecular function: tRNA (guanine(46)-N7)-methyltransferase activity. The record is from RefSeq and is a predicted model, not a curated record. The transcript has 9 exons.